GAAGCUCGCCAAUGUAGCAGGCGCCCCAAGCUCAGUCCUCAAGAAGCCAUGGCGAAGUCCAGGGGCCGUCUGUACCUUUGGAUGUGCUUGGCUGCUGCGCUGGCAUCUUUCCUGGUGGGAUUUAUGGUGGGCUGGUUUAUUAAGCCUCUCAAAGAAACAACCACUUCUGUGCCCUAUCAUCAAAGUAUACGGUGGGAACUGCUAUCUGAAAUGAAAGCUGAAAACAUCAAAUCAUUUCUUCGUUCUUUUACAAAGCUUCCUCAUCUGGCAGGAACAGAACAAAAUUUCUUGCUUGCCAAGAAAAUUCAAACCCAGUGGAAGGAAUUUGGACUAGAUUCACCCAAGUUGGUUCAUUAUGAUGUCCUCUUAUCUUACCCCGAUGAGACAAAUGCCAACUAUAUAUCGAUUGUGGAUGGACAUGAAACUGAGAUUUUCAAAACAUCAUACCUCGAACCACCACCAGAUGGCUAUGAGAAUGUUACAAAUAUUGUGCCACCAUAUAAUGCUUUCUCAGCCCAAGGCAUGCCAGAGGGAGAUCUUGUAUAUGUGAACUAUGCUCGCACUGAAGACUUUUUCAAACUAGAAAGAGAGAUGGGCAUCAACUGUACUGGGAAGAUUGUUAUUGCAAGAUAUGGAAAAAUCUUCAGAGGAAAUAAAGUUAAAAAUGCCAUGUUAGCAGGGGCCAUAGGAAUCAUCUUGUACUCAGAUCCAGCUGACUACUUUGCUCCUGAGGUACAGCCAUAUCCCAAAGGAUGGAAUCUUCCUGGAACUGCAGCCCAGAGAGGAAAUGUGUUAAAUUUGAAUGGUGCUGGUGACCCACUCACUCCAGGCUAUCCAGCAAAAGAAUACACUUUCAGACUUGAUGUUGAAGAAGGAGUGGGAAUCCCCCAAAUACCUGUACAUCCCAUUGGAUAUAAUGAUGCAGAAAUAUUAUUACGCUACUUAGGAGGAAUUGCUCUACCAGAUAAGAGUUGGAAGGGAGCCCUUAAUGUGAGUUAUAGUAUCGGACCUGGCUUUACAGGGAGUGAUUCUUUCAGGAAGGUUAGAAUGCAUGUUCAUAACAUCAAUAAAAUUACAAGGAUUUACAAUGUAAUUGGAACUAUCAGAGGAUCUGUGGAACCUGACAGGUAUGUUAUUCUGGGAGGUCACCGGGACUCCUGGGUAUUUGGAGCUAUUGACCCAACCAGUGGGGUUGCUGUUUUGCAAGAAAUUGCCCGGAGUUUUGGAAAACUGAUGAGUAAAGGCUGGAGACCUAGAAGAACUAUCAUUUUUGCCAGCUGGGAUGCAGAAGAAUUUGGACUUCUGGGUUCCACAGAAUGGGCUGAGGAGAAUGUCAAAAUACUCCAGGAGAGAAGCAUUGCUUAUAUCAACUCAGAUUCAUCUAUAGAAGGCAAUUAUACUCUCAGAGUUGACUGUACUCCCCUUCUUUACCAAUUAGUGUAUAAACUGACAAAAGAGAUCCCCAGCCCUGAUGAUGGGUUUGAGGGUAAAUCACUGUAUGAAAGCUGGUUGGAAAAAGACCCUUCACCUGAAAAUAAAAAUUUGCCUAGAAUCAAUAAGCUGGGAUCUGGAAGUGACUUUGAAGCUUAUUUUCAGAGACUUGGAAUUGCUUCAGGCAGAGCCCGUUACACUAAGAAUAAGAAAACAGAUAAGUACAGCAGCUACCCAGUGUACCACACAAUUUAUGAGACAUUUGAAUUGGUAGAGAAAUUUUAUGACCCCACAUUUAAAAAACAACUUUGUGUGGCUCAAUUACGAGGAGCACUGGUAUAUGAGCUUGUGGAUUCUAAAAUCAUUCCUUUCAAUAUUCAAGACUAUGCAGAAGCUUUGAAAAACUAUGCAGCAAGUAUCUAUAAUCUAUCUAAGAAACAUGACCAACAAUUGAAAGACCAUGGAGUAUCAUUUGACUCCUUAUUUUCUGCUGUGAAAAACUUCUCAGAGGCUGCUUCAGAUUUUCAUAAACGACUUACACAAGUUGAUCUUAACAAUCCCAUUGCAGUGAGAAUGAUGAAUGAUCAAUUGAUGCUCCUGGAAAGAGCAUUCAUCGAUCCUCUUGGUUUACCAGGAAAGCUGUUCUAUAGGCACAUCAUAUUUGCUCCAAGUAGCCACAACAAAUAUGCUGGAGAAUCAUUUCCUGGAAUCUAUGAUGCUAUCUUUGAUAUUGAAAAUAAAGCCGACUCUCGUUUGGCCUGGAAAGAAGUAAGGAAACAUAUUUCUAUUGCAGCUUUUACAAUUCAAGCAGCAGCAGGAACUCUGAAAGAAGUAUUAUAGAAGGUCUCAAGUGGCUAGCCAUUAAAGGUGUUGCUAAAAGUCUGAGGAUAAAAUUCACCUUUCUGAUAACUUAUGAAGCCAGGGUGUUCUAAAAUCUUUUCAUGUCAUGUUUUGAUUAUAGGCUUUGGUCUUUUCAUCUGCAAAGCGGUUUUUUUGCUCUUUAAAAGUUAAUAAUUAUAUUAGGAAAGUGUUAAUCUAAUGAAGUAACUCCUGUGUGGCAGAAAGUAAAAGAAAAUUCCCUAAAUUAUAGCAAGGAAUGUGAAUUCUCAGACAUUGUGAGUGUGGGAAUGUAAAAUGGUAAAAUCACUUUUGAAAACAGUUUGACAGUUUCCUAUAAACAUAUACUUUUACUUUAGAACUCCAGAAUUCCACUUCUAGUUAUUCAUUCAAGAGAAGGAAAAACAAUGAUCACAGCAAUACUUGUAUGCAUGUUCAUUGCAACUUAAAAGCGUAAAAACCCCAAAUGUCCAUCCACAGAUGAAUGGAUAAACUGUGGUAUAUCCACAAUAGACUACUUACUACUCAGCAAUAAAAAUGAAGUAACUUUCAAUAAAUGCAAUAUUAUUGGCAGACAUUGUUGAAGAAAAAAAGCCAGACAAACAACUACAUAGAAUAUGCUUCUAUUUAGAUGAAGUGGCAAACUAAUCUGUAGUGUUAAAAAUUAGAUUAGUGAUUGCCUGGGCAAGUGGCAGGUUGGGGAGGAUGGCUGCAAAGAAGUAUGAGGAAACUUUCUCCAAUAGAUGAGAAUUUUCCGUAUCUUGAUCUGAGUGGUAAAUUGUAAACUUAAAAUGUAUAUAUAAUUUAUUGUAUGAAAAUUAAGCCUCAAUAAGUGUGAUUACAAAAAACAAGUCUGGCAAGGAAACCAGAAUCAUAUAUCUUCUCUUGUGAAAUCACCAUGAAAUGUGAAUGGUCAGGAAAAAGCCAGUAAUAUUCAUACAUUUAAUAAUUUCAGCUCUAUUGAAUAAACCUAAGUCUGAUGGGUGAUGAAAAUAGCUACUACAAUCUUCAUAUUCUAACUCCUAUAAAGACUGUAGGUCAGAAUCUGCAAACUUUUAUGCAGAUCCCAGUGACUCAAUUACAUGUUCAACUAUGAUUAAAGCUUCAAUAAACUUGGUUGUUCAUCUACUUUACCAAAAUGAGUUAAGAAUUAAAAAUUAGAAGAGCCUUCAUAGGCAAGCACAAUAACUAAAAUAAGAAAUGACAGCUCAAAGCUUAACUACAAGGAAAAACUACUCAUUACUCUUGCUCCCAGGCCAACAAUACAAUUUAACUUAAAACAGUGGGGGCAUUUAGUUUAGGGGCAUUUUCUAUACAUCUCAGUAUUACUAAAGGGUAUUUCACUGAUCCCCCACAAUAAAGUAAGUUGCAAGUAUAGCAAUGACUCUGUCAUCAAGGUAACUUUUAAAUAUGUUCCAUUCCUUCUGCUUAAAGAGGCAAUAAGGUGUGCUAUUUAUGAAGUAUAAAUAAGUAUACACAAUUAAGAUUUUUGUAAAAGUUUUUCUCAAAUCUAGGGAGUUAACUUCACUACCACGCUACACUACCAAAGUAUAACACUUUAAACUUUUGCCUUGAAACACUGUGUUAUAGAAAAAAUACUGCAUUAAGACCCAUGAAUCAUACUAUCUACUACCCAACUGAGUAGAUCAUUACAUAUCUCUGGGCAUCAGUUCCCUCCAACUCUAUCAUUUCUAAAGGAGACAAAGCACAAAGGUUUAGAAAUCUCUUGGGUCUUCUUCCUACUGGUAGUUUUCCUGAAGACAAAUGCGAGCUGCCAAAACAGGAUAUGUGGUCUGAAAUACGAGUUUGGGGUAAAAUAGUAAUCAUUGCAAUUUAAUUUUUCCUUUAAUUCUUAAUUUUUUUUAUCAUUUUUAAUCAAUAUCUGAUUGUUAGCAACAAAACAAGUGAUUGUGUGGCAUGCACUAUAAUCAAUUCAGGAUAUUGAAUAUAGAAUAUGUGUUAUCACAUUUAUAGGGCAUAUGUUUGAACUUUUUAAAAAAAUUUUUCCCCUUAAGCAUUUGAGAUCAGCUGAAUUAAGCUGCUAAUCAUUAUUCCCCUUUGAUCUCAUUCCUUGGUCCAAUCCUGAGAGAUACUAUUCCUCUUAAGGAUACUUAGGAAAUAAUGACACGGAAAUAUUUUGCUUGUCACAGUAUAUUGCCUGUUUUAAGACCUACUUUAAAAUCAAAUAAGCCAUAAAUUCUUAUUAUAAUGCCAUACUUUUAAUCAUUUAACCUAAAUAUGUUUAAUCAGAGGUUGUCUAAUAUAAAAACUAGUAAGCAAAAAGCAUGUGAAAUGUAUAUACUUUAACCAAGAAAUUCUAAAAAUUGGUUUCUAUAGAGAAAACUGGACAGAAUGACAAUGUGUGUGACACAAGGGUGUUUACCACAGCAUUUUUUUAUCAUAGUAAAAAAUAGUAAAAAAAAAAAAACCACAAGCUAAAUAUCAUUGGAGAAUUGAUAUUAUAAUAUAAAAAUGAUCAUAAAAUGAUUAUAUGUACAAAAAUUUUUCACUUACAUAGUAAGUUGUCCAUGACUUACUGGUUAAAAAAAGUGAUGAAACUAAAUAUAUGAAUAUCAAACAAAAUACCAACAGUGCUUGCAUUUCGGUGGUAGACUUUUAUGUGACUUGUACUCUGUACUGAAUUGCUAAAAUUUUUUACAUCAGAGUAUAUUCCCUUUUAUAAGGGAUAAAAUAAUAUAAUAAAAACUACCCUUUUCAUUUUGAACAGACAAAAGUACAGAGUUCUGGGAUACAAUACAGUUCACAAAUAGUAAUCCUAUUUUGUACCCUUGAAAUUUAUUAGUUUAUUCUGAGGAUACAAAUAACAUUUAUAUAUGCACAUGAGCCAUCUUAAUAUUUCCAUUUAGUUCAGAAUUUCAAAAAUACCAAUCGAUCCUUGAACUUUCAAGUAUAGAAAUGAGUUUAGGGUAAAAUAGUAACCUUUGAAAUAAUUACAAUACUGUAUGAGAUUUGUCUUUUUCUUUAAUUGCUUUUUAACUUCAUGAACUCAUUUGAUUUUUUCUUUUUAAUUUUUAUUCAUCUACUUUUUCCAAUCUCCAAUGUGAUUAAAUUCAGAAGAACAGUAUCUUUCAAGUAAAUGAUGCAAAACUUCCUUUCACAUCAUCUCACGUCUUUUCCCCCUUUGUAUUAGUAGAUAAUGACACUAUCUAUAGCCAGAAAGAUCUUCCUAAAGGUGAUCAUGCUAUGUGCUAUGAAAAAACCCUUCAAUGGGGACCUCCACUAUCAAAAUGAUGUGGUAGUACUGGCAAUCGCUCCCAGGUGCAGUAACUAGGAAAAAAUGGAUCAAAUGCAAAAUACAUUACAGAUAUGAAAGAGCUGUGGAAGCACUUAAGACUAGAUGUACUAAAAGUCUUUUGAGUCUUUUCUAGAUAGCUGAGACUACCAACUGUUUUCUUUCCUGGGAUCAUUUGCCAAUUCUAGGCAAGGACUAAAGAUCAGGCUUUGUGUGGACUAAAGCACUUUACUGGGGAAAAUCAGCAGGACUUUUACUGACUGCAUGAUCUAUCAUGAUGUACUAGAAUCUAGAGGAGCCCUAAACCCAAUACUGAGUGAGACUAGGGCUUAGGGGCUAGGCAAACAAGUUUUCUAAACAGGCCAAUACCACCUCUCAAUGCCAGGCUUCUUCAUAUCCUAUUCUUUCUCCCUUCCCCUCUCUUGUAUUUAUCUGGCCACUUCCUAUCCUUUUUUUACCCCCUCAGGACUCUGCUAUUUAUCCUUCAUGAAAUCUAUCCAUAAAAUCUACCAAAUAUGCACCACAGAAACUUUCUACAGGCUUAUCUUUGGCAUAAUUUUUAUUUAACAACCUCUUAUUUUCCUUGUUGUAUCCUUUCUUGAAAGCGGAGUCUGUUUAGUUAUCUCCAGCACAUAGGAAGUGACCUGAGUGCUGAAUAAAACAAAAUAAUUAAGCCAUGGAAUCGCUACGUUAAAGAUGCUUACAAACUUUUGUCUUAUUAUCAAUAAAAUCUAUAAAUUUUACGCCUAUCAACUCAGAACAAUUCACUGGGAGAAGAAAAACUAUUAAAAAGCCUAACUUCAAAUGAACUCAAACUUUCCUGCCAAAUCAUAAAUAUGAAAAGUAGAUCAUCCAUGUAUGCUAGAGGAUCUCUCUGGGAGAAGUGUCCUACAAUUUAUAACAUUUUACAAGGAGUUAAAUCCAUUAAAACUUCAAAAACUUUUAGAUUGUCUUUCUCCUGUAAUGUGGUAUCUUCCCUAACUUGCUAAAACUGAGAACCCAGCUAGCUUUACAUAAUUGAAAUGAUUGAAUUUGUUUGCCUAAUACACUAAUAUUUGAUUUUAAUGAAUUCUCUCACUCCCACAAAGUGUCUUAUGUUAGCUGCCUUCAUACCUGGCCUUUUAAUCACCCACAUCUAAGAAUAUCGAGAUGCAAAAAUUGCUCAGAGUCCAGAUGAUGAUAAGGCUAAGGUUAUUUCUAGGCACACGCAUUUAGAACAAACUGCCUGCAAGGGACAAAUUUACCGCCACGGGCCUUUUACUUUGACUCGGUCUUACAGCUGCAGAAUCCAUCCCUAAUUUUUGUCAACUGCCCAUUGGCCUUUUAGAGGUUCUUAGUAAGAAAAUCAAUGGCUCAACUAACUAUUGCGAAAACUGAAAGCACAUUAUCUUCUCAUGGUAAUUCAGUCACUUAAUAUUAGGAAAUAAAGGAAUAAGCACUAAUAAGCAAAUUUAGAUUCUGGGUUUUAUGUGGUGACUUAGAUGUCUUCAGUUUCAUGGUUAAGAGUGUAAUGACUUUGGAAUCAGUUUCUAAUUUUAAAAUUAAAUUUCACCAUUUGCUAUCUAUGUGACCCUGGAGGCAAGUUAUGCACCUUUCCUUUGCCUACAUUUCUCCAUCUGUAAAAUACAGGUUAUACUGUAAAUAAUCAUGGUGAUGUUCUGAAGAGAAAAGCUAUUGUAAGCGCUUAGCAAAGUGUUUGGCACAUUCUAAUUAUGCAACAAAAGCUAUCAUGUCCACAGCUUCACGUUACCUCUUGUAACUAACACUUCCUAAAUUCCUAUGGCUAAAUUACACAUUUCUACUCAAGUGAAUUAAGUCCUGUGAUUAGACACCUACUUUCCCUGAAGGUUUUAAAAUUAUGUUCAGAUUCUGGCUUUCAUUUGUCUUCCCAAUGGCUUUCUGUUCCCUUAAAUUUGUCCUCCAUCUCUGCCCCCAAUUAUUCAGCUCUUUCCUACAGAGGAUUUUAAGUAGCUUAACUGGGGGUAUGGUAGAAAGGGGACUUGAAGGAAUCUUUAAGGCAUCAAAAAUAGUCUAAGUUGGCCUCAAAUAUGAACUGAGUAGUCUGGGCUCAAUCUGUUACUAAAAUUCAACUUGCUUUAGUAGGAAGCCUUCGAAGGUUUUACAUAAAAUUAUAAUGAUCCCAUUUAUUACUAUCAGCCUAAACCAUUUAGAACUUGUGGAUUUUCUUGACACAAUUUCCACAUUUUUCUGUACCUUAAGAAUGUAUCAUGCCUAGUUUUAUCAAUCAUGUUUUAUCACUGAUACUAACAGAAUCAAGGGUCUGUGGUAGAUUUAUUUUGCUUUUGCCCAUCCAGCCUUCCUUGCCCAUUCUGGAAAAAGAAUGUUUUCAUAAGGGGACCCAUUACAGAUGGUUUGGGUGGCACACUGAAUAUUUAGCAGGUGAGCCUAAAUACUCCUUUAUUGGAUUUACUUAUUCCCAUGCUUGUGUACUCCUACUUAAAUCAUAAUCAAAAGCAGGGAUUACCAGUUUUUUGAAUUAAAACAAGAUGUCCUCAAAGUUCAGAGUGCUAUGAAUGUUGCAUCCUCAAAGUUAGCUAGUGAAUUUACAUUACUGCCUAUUAUGACUCUAAAUCCUGACAGCCAGACAAGGCCUAUGCGCCUCAGAUCUUACCAAUAGCCUGGAGUACUUCUUGAGGAUUUGUAAACAUUCCUUGGACUCAGCAGUCCCUUGAGAAACUCAUUUCCUCCAAAACCUGUGUCUAUAUUCUCUAUCUUGUUUAAGCUCUCCCUCCAUUCCCAAACCUAGGAAUUAUCCUAAAUUUUCAUCUAGACCCUAAUUCAAGAUCCUCAGUCUCUCUUCUCUUCAUACUGCUUCUGCUGUAUUUCAUGCCCUCAUCCUAACUGGUCGGUCUCUACACCAACUCUAAUUGUUCCCUUCUAUCAAAGCUAAACUUGUUGCUGUUUUACUGGAUGUUUUAUCUAACACAGAGGUAAGAAUUAUUAUUUACAAGCUACAUAUCACUGUCAAAAUGGCAAUGAAAACUUUUGUGCUUUUUGCAGUAAGGAUUCUGAAACUUCUUUGGAGGCUGUUAAGAAAAACUAGAGACCCUAAGAGUCAUCAAAUCACAAGUGAUAAAUUGGCUAUCAUAUCCAAAACCAUCCAGGCAAAAUUAAUACAUUUUAUAACUUUACUAACACAACAAAAAAAUUGUUCCUGGUUACCAAACACAUUAAGAAUUUUCCAUGCUAUAUGCCCAUGUUAUAUAAAGCCUAUUCACUCAACUGACAGAAGCAGCACAGAAUAGUGGUUAAGAUCAUAGCAUGGAACAACACAGAGGCAGGCUGCAUGAGUUUGAAAUCUUUAUACCACAACUCAUUAGUCUGAACUCUGGGUAAGCUACUUAACCAAUAUCAUAAAGUCAGUUUCCUCAUCUGUAAUAUAAGAAUAAAAAAACCCACCUCAUAGCGUGGUAAGGAAGAUUAACAAGUUAAUCAUAGAAAUAAAAUCUGAAUAAAUAUGAAACUGCAAAAUGAAAUAAGCAAAAUGAAGAAAAGGAUCAGGGUGUUUAAAAAUAUUAAUGCACCCAUCUAACCUCUUUACUGAACGAGGGGAAAGUGCCUCAAGUUCAAGGAGGUUUCCCUUUUCCAGACUCAAUCACUAAUCUUACUUUUAUUAGCAAAGUUUUUAAAAAAGAAUUUAAACAUUUAAACAGCAUCUCUGCCUAAUCAAAAAGGAAUGGCAAAUUGAAUUAUUUUCACACAUAAUCUUCAACAUAAAAAUGUUUAAGGCUGGAAGUUGUAUUUAUUUUCAGUGGACAUUAAAGGUGACCCACUAAAGGGAAAAACUAAGAAAAGUCAUUGAGUUUUUAGUGAAAACAUGGUCUUCAGAAAAACUGUUCUUAAAGGUAUUCUUCACAAUGAAGAAUUCUGUUAAAAAGUUAAAAUCAAAGAAUAUGCAGAAGAAAACCUCUGCAAGCCUGGUAUUUUAGAGAUAGUGCCUUAUGUAUAAAGCCAUAGGCAUAUACGUAACUAAAGAAGGCAAGCCAUCCAACAACACCAGAUUGAUUUAAGUUGUAAGAUACUUGGGCAGUAGGGAAGCAGUCAGGGAUAAUUAACAACAACAAAAAAAACCUAUCAAACAAUCAAAACAAAUGAAACAGAAAAACCUAUUAACAAAACCUAAAGACAAGGUGGGCUUGAUAGAUUGCAUUUCAAAACUGAGGCCAUGGAAUUAUGACACUGGUGAAAACAAAGUAAAUAACAAAUAUGAAUGCCAGGUCAAAAUAAUUUGCCAUAAAAGAUGAACAACAACAAAAAACCCUGUUAAUGUUCAAAUAGAUAAUUUAAAAGUACCUGACUGCUAAAAAAAAUAAUUUACAGAGUACAUACGCAUAUAUCCUAAAAGGGACACCAGCCCUCAUAAAUGAGCUUUUAAGAGUUUACUUACUGUGAGUAUACGCAUGACAUAAAUUUUCAGGCUGAGGAAUAACUGAUAAAAAAAAAAUUGGGAGUUUGGAGAGGGGAAAUAACUCAAAGUCCCUUUAAAAUAUUUGCAAUAACUCUAAGUUUCUCUACACUUUGAUGGUUGAAUAAUUUUCUGAAGAAAAUUCUUAAAUCCUUGCAUAAAAUAUAAAUUAAAGUAAAAUCAUUACAGUCCUUUGCCAGUAUAGUUACACCAAGAAGUUACAUCUUCAACCUAUAAACAUUUGUUGAUUCCUAAUCCUAUCUUAAUUGUUUAUAAAUUACUGGCUUAAAUUAUUACCAAAAAAGUAGGACAAGUCUUAAAACCUUGAAGAAUUCCACUAAAAACAGAUAGUAAAAAUAAAAUGUUCUACUUUAGUUAAUAGUAUUAUACAAAGGUUAAUUAAGUUUUAUAAAUGUUCUAUGAUAAUAUAAGAUUUUAACAUUAAUAUAAGACAUAACUGUUGUAUUAUAUUUUUACAACUUUUCUGUAAACCUAAAACUAGGUCAAAGAGGUUAAAAAAAGGCUCAGUUUACUAGGAUCUUACUUCCUUUAUACUAGUAAAUGUGCUAUGAAAGAAAAAUAGCAUUUUAGGUUUCCCAUCUUUAGUUACCAAGUAUAUAUAUAUCUAACUUUGCUUUGCUAUAGUAAUUAUUUUUAAUGCUAAAAAAGACAAAGCAAAUUUCUAGAGAAACAAAUCAAUAAGCACUUUUUAUUAACUUUUUUGACAAACCGAUAGUAAAACAUAUGCUACCUAAUGAUAACUGUGUCCCUUUAUGUAUAAGUCUAAGAGAAAUAUUCGGAUUUUUAUCUGGACAAGAAAUUCAAAGGUUCCUUAAGAAGAUAGGAAAUACCAUGGUCAUUAAUGUAACCAGACAACAUAGAGUGUGUGUGUGUGUGUGUGUGUGUGUAAAUGUUUUGAUCAAUGUAACUAAUCUGAGGUUACAAUAACUCACUGCUUCAAAUAAUAUUUCAAUUACAUGUAAAAGAUUAAGAUACUGUUUAGGGGAAAACAGCCUCAGAAGGAAGUAUGAACAAAAAGGGAUAUUAAUCAUUACCUUUAAUCAAACUAAGUAUCAACCUUUCCCCCAACCCAUAAAGACUUCAUGUCUCUAAAUGGUUCCUAAAUCAUGGAAGAUAACUUUAAAAAGUUUAAAUACAUCUCCAGGUAUCAGAUGCUUAUGUACUCCAUGUGGGUCCAACUUUCACUGCCCAGAGUUUCUUGUCAUGGUAGUGUAACAUCAUGAAAAUCUGGUUGCCAGAUCUUUAUGUUUUUAUUUGUAACAGAGCUAAACCUUUUAACAAUUAUAUUAACUACAACUAAGUUAUUUGCUAAUGGUAGUAGAAUGAUAUAUAUGCUUUAUUAAACGAAAAUAGUACUUCUGCAAAUUUUUCUUUGUGAAUUCCAUAAAUACCAAGGACAAGACUCAAGGGGUUUGGGAAAUAAACCCCUUUUAAUUUUAAAUCUACAUAAGUUUAAUUUAUUCCCAAACUUUCUAAGUUCUUCCAGAGUUCUGGCCUUCAGAAUAUUUCCUAAUUUUUCUUCUUGAGUUCUGCAGUAACUCAAAACCUAUCCAAAUGAUCUAAUUCUGUGUUACCUAUAUUUAAUAUAAAUAAAGUACAAUAUAUAAUCAACACUGUAUCACUAGAAUUGUGAAGCUCUUCAUGACUUUAAAAAAAAAAACUCCAAAACAAUUAAGCUAUUUUAUUUAACAGGUAAUAGUCAUAAAGCAACUCCAUAUAUUUAGUUUUCUGAUAUCCUAAUGUAUUUCCACAAACCUUUUAAGUCUACAAUUUUAUAUAGUUUUCCAUCAGGGAGGCAAGAUAUAUAUAAUUUCUUUUUAUAUUUAACUAAAGGUUUUAAGAGGGCUUAGUCUCUAAAUCAGUAACAAUUAGUCAUAACACCAUACAAACACAUUUAAAUAUUCAGGAAAGAGGUUUUUAAGAUUAUUGCUUAGUCUUAUAAAAUGGUGAAUUUUAACCAAAUUGAUACCUCUGUAAUCUUAUUUAUGUUUCCUAUACUCUUACAUCAUACUGCUUGGCAAGUAAUGUAAGUUUUGACAUAAUGUAAAAAUUCAAGUAGUUGUAAACAAAUUCUGAUUUGUUAAACAAUUCAUAUAUUCCCCUUUACUUACUAUACUACCUCAGAAUUAAUCCUCCUUAAAAAAGUAAUCAUCCCACAUAGAAAAAACUGCAGAGCUUCAUCUCUUCCUUAAAUAUUUUCAAGUUCUGUAAGAACACAAAUCCAUGAAAAAAACUGAUUAAAAUUUGACAUUUCAUCUUGCUUUACUAAUUGUGGAAUAAUACAAAGACAUAAAAAAAAGUUCCUUAAUAUUUCUUUGCUUAACAGAGAAAUUACAAAGAAAUACUGCAAUUAUGGUUAUGGGCUAUUUUCCAGCCUCUUCAAGUAUAGGACACAACUAUGGUUCCUACCAGUAGGGAGAAAUGAAUAAUCAAUCUUACAUAACACAAAAGAAAGAUAAGAGGCACAAAAAGACAAACUGACUUUGGCUUUUAAGAACCUAAUGUUCUCAAAAAAAAAAAAAAAAAAAAAAAAAGAA
Symphalangus syndactylus (siamang) is the source of this 12505-nucleotide messenger RNA. It is a transcript of the gene NAALAD2, whose product is annotated as N-acetylated alpha-linked acidic dipeptidase 2. The record is from RefSeq and is a predicted model, not a curated record. Lineage: Eukaryota; Metazoa; Chordata; Mammalia; Primates; Hylobatidae. Gene Ontology annotation, molecular function: carboxypeptidase activity.